AUGGCCGAUGUUCUGGGGAUUGUUGCCAUCAUCUUUUUCUAUGUCCUAAUCCUUGUUGUAGGGAUUUGGGCCGGUCGAAAGUCUAAGGAUGCGAAGGAUUUGGUCGGUCAAGAAGGUGCACAUACCGAAGAGGUGAUGCUGGCUGGUAGGAACAUCGGCACAUUGGUCGGAAUAUUUACGAUGACAGCUACAUGGGUUGGAGGCGCAUACAUCAACGGUACUGCCGAAGCACUGUACAAUGGAGGUGUGCUUGGUUGCCAGGCACCAGUCGGCUACGCCUUAUCGCUUGUCAUGGGAGGAUUGUUGUUUGCGAAAAGAAUGAGGGAAGAAGGAUAUGUCACUAUGCUGGAUCCUUUCCAAAUCAAAUAUGGCCAGAGAGUUGGUGGACUUAUGUUUUUACCGGCGCUUCUUGGCGAAGUUUUCUGGAGCGCAGCGAUUUUAUCAGCACUCGGAGCAACUCUGUCCGUAAUUCUACAAAUAGAUAUGAACGUCUCCGUAAUAAUUUCCGCUCUUAUUGCCGUUUUUUACACGUUCACUGGUGGAUUGUACGCUGUUGCCUACACUGACGUUGUUCAACUCUUCUGUAUCUUCGUUGGGCUGUGGGUUUGCGUACCAGCUGCUCUUCUUCAAGAGGCAACGAAGGAUAUUAGUCGUAAUGCAGAGGAUUGGCUUGGAGAGAUAGGUGGUUACAAGGAAACAUGGCUAUGGAUCGAUUGCAUGCUCCUGCUUGUAUUCGGAGGCAUCCCAUGGCAGGUUUACUUUCAACGAGUGCUCUCAUCCAAAACAUCUUCUGGAGCGCAAAGCCUUUCAUUCGUUGCUGGAGUCGGAUGUCUAGUUAUGGCUAUUCCACCUGCACUAAUUGGAGCUAUCGCUCGUAACACAGAUUGGCGAUUAACGGACUAUUCACCUUGGAACAACGGGACAAAGGUUGAAGCAAUACCGGAGGAUAAGCGAAACAUGGUCGUACCUCUUGUGUUCCAAUAUCUCACACCAAAAUGGGUCGCAUUUAUAGGUCUGGGAGCAGUAUCAGCAGCAGUGAUGUCGUCAGCUGACUCCUCAGUUCUCUCUGCUGCAUCCAUGUUCGCGCACAAUAUUUGGAAGUUGACCAUAAGGCCGGAUGCUUCCGAGAAGGAAGUGAUUCUCGUGAUGAGAUUUGCUAUUGUGGCAGUUGGUGUGAUGGCUACCGUAAUGGCCUUGACAAUUCAAAGCAUCUAUGGUUUAUGGUACCUGUGCGCUGAUCUUGUUUACGUUAUUUUAUUCCCCCAACUUUUAUGUGUUGUUUACAAAAAGGAUAGCAAUACGUACGGUUCACUUGCUGGUUACGCAGUUGGUCUCAUCCUUCGACUUUCUGGUGGCGAGCCGCUUUUGGGUCUUCCAGCUCUGGUACAUUAUCCGAUGUACGAAGAUGGCGUACAAUAUUUCCCUUUUAAAACUGGUGCCAUGAUCACAUCUCUACUCACUAUCAUAGGCGUGUCUCGCCUAAGCACACAUUUGUUCAUGUUGGGUCAUUUAUCGCCAGAACUGGAUGUGCUCGGUUGUGUUGUUGUUCCACCGGAGCGGAUUCCGCUGCCAUCAGACGUUUCAUUUAACGCUAGUAGCGAUACAUUAGCUAUGAACAAAGCAGUGAAUGGAAAUGGAGCGCACAACGCAACAUUCACCGAAACCUCUUUUUUGCAUCCGAAUUAUGCGGAGCAAAAUUACUUGUCGACCAAUUCCGGCUAA
Molecule: messenger RNA, 1722 nt
Organism: Necator americanus (New World hookworm)
Lineage: Eukaryota; Metazoa; Nematoda; Chromadorea; Rhabditida; Ancylostomatidae
Exons: 14
Coding region: 1-1722 (573 amino acids)
Biological process (GO): acetylcholine biosynthetic process; transmembrane transport; choline transport
Cellular component (GO): plasma membrane
Molecular function (GO): choline:sodium symporter activity
Source: RefSeq, a predicted model, not a curated record